Camelina sativa (false flax) is the source of this 1582-nucleotide messenger RNA. The record is from RefSeq and is a predicted model, not a curated record. NCBI's taxonomy places the organism in Eukaryota, Viridiplantae, Streptophyta, Magnoliopsida, Brassicales, Brassicaceae.
UCGGAAGAGAUGACUUCUAAGAGAAUGGCUUCAAGUAUCGAACUAGACGCAUUAUCCAAUCUACCAGAUGUACUUCUGAUUAUGAUCAUCUCUUGUUUGUCGUUUAAGGAAUGUUUAAGGACCAGUUUACUCUCUAAGAGGUGGAGGUAUCUCUGUCGUGAGACAAGACACAUUUCUUUCAAGGAAUCCGAGUAUGUGGACCGCUCUGUCCCCGACAGAAGAUCUAAAAGGAUUUCGUUUGUUAACUACAUGUGUCAAUGGGUCUCUCGAUAUCACGGUUACUGCCUGGAAACCUUCGAGAUUAAGUUCUCUAUUCCAUGGGGAUUUACGGCAGAGAUGGAGUCCCUGAUCGAAUUCGCAGUCGCAAGAAAAGUCAAGAACCUAGUUCUUGAUUUCACAGACUUUUAUUGGUCAGUCACUAAAGAUGCGUCGAGGUUUUACGAGGUUUAUGUGCAUUUACCAGCAAGCGUUUACAAUUCAAGAACCCUCGAAUCGCUGAAGAUAUAUUCGUGCGGGUUUGACCCCUCGAAGCUCACAAACUCUGGAUCGCUUAGAAAGCUCUCUAUAGGUUGGAUCGAACUCACAGGGGACGAGUCUUUGAUAUCAACCUCUCCUACGCUCAAGAGUCUAAGUUUUAGUUAUUGUUGGGGUGCUGAUAUCAACAACAUAGCCGGAGAUAUCAAGGAAUUUGAAUUUGAGAACUGUGAAGUCUCUCUUUACAUGGCUUGUUCCUUUGAUCUGCCUAAUGUAGAGAUAUUCAAGUACUCAGGCCAACUGCUUGCUUUUGAUGUCAAGAAAAUGAAUAAGUUCAAAGAAGUUUAUUUAGAUUUUGAGGCAGAGGGCGACUACGAAGUACCCAAUCAAAGAACCAAAUUAGAAGGAACUAUGCUUUCUGGCUUCCUUAACAGUCUUGGAGGUGCGAGGACCUUAAGUGUAUGCCCUUUUCUCCUUCAGGCUAUCCAAGAAUGUGAUGAUCCGUCUUCUUUACUUCGUCCUAUGAAAACACAACAUUUGGUGCUGAGAACGAGGUUGCAUGUCAUGGAGUUUAAAGGAAUUACGCUCCUCCUCAAUAAUUGCCCUAACCUGGAAACGUUAACUUUGGAUAUCUUCACUCGAAGCUUUUUCUCGUACGCUAAAUCAUAUUGUGGCGUCGGUCCACGUUCAUAUUGGAAAAAAAGUCUUACCUACAAGAAUCUUCCUAAGACACUUAAGGUCGUGGUCGUGAGGAACUUCAGUGGUUGCUUUGGAGAGCUAAAUGUUUUGAAGAUUUUGAUUCAGUUGGGAAGUGGGCGUUGUCCCGGUCGUGCGCAUGGGCCAUUACUAGAAAGAGUGGAGCUUUACGUGCGUAGUGAUAUGGCGGACUGUAAGAGGAUGGAGGCACAUGAUGGGGCCGAGAUGUUACAGAGUAUUUCAGGGGAUGUGCAGGUUCUUGUACACGAUCCUUGAAGAGUUGCAGAGCUAUCUAUGAUCAAGACUUCUCAGUGGUAGUGGUUUGUUUAUUUGUCCCAUUUAAUGAUGCUGUUCUCUGUUUGUUUGAUUUUCCCAAAAAUUUGAACUUCUCAGUUAAAGCUUUUGAUUUUAU